Molecule: messenger RNA, 363 nt
Organism: Penicillium argentinense
Lineage: Eukaryota; Fungi; Ascomycota; Eurotiomycetes; Eurotiales; Aspergillaceae
Exons: 2
Coding region: 1-363 (120 amino acids)
Source: RefSeq, a predicted model, not a curated record
AUGAUGGAAAUGCCGCUCCGUGAGCUCAAUAACGCCUUGUUGCUCGAGCCGCAAGAGUCUGAUCUCCUCUUCAAGUUCUGGAAUGAAGUCGUCGGCGUCGAUACUAUUUUUGCUGGGCCUCACCAAAUGGCGGCUUGGGCUCAUGAGACGCUCCUUUUCUCUUCUCACUCCAGUUAUUGGGCUUCUCAACGUACAGAUAUACCAAAGCGCCGCUCUCUCGAAAUGGACACAUCUAUUCAGCGUCAUAAUAACGCUCGAAUCGCCCCAGGCAUUGUGAUAGUCAUGAUUCUCGUCCACGAGGCCCCUAUCACGGCGCCUUUGCGCCUCACAUUCGAUUCGAGUAAUGUCAGCUUCAAGCUGUGA